CAUUCUCGAUUAAUUUACUAUAUCGAAUUGUUUGUCCAGCUCUUCUGAUUAUUGGCACAUGUGGAUCAAUAAUGAGCCUCCGAUGUCUUUAUCAUCAACGAUGUAAACGACAAAAUAAUAAUGUACUAUGACGAACAUCAUAACCUAAAAUAGAUAUAUAAAUAAAAAAAAAUUUUAGAUAAUAUUUCAUUUGGCUUACAUAAUUUGAUCAAAGAAUCGGUCUCCUAAGCUCUAAUGAAUAAUUCAGUUUUUAUUAUGGACAAAAGAUUCCUACAAUAACACAUACUUUAAAUAGAUUUAGUAGUAGUGUUCAUAUUAUUAUAACAGCUACAAUCUUCUUUAAAGUGUCUAUAAAUUAAUUUAUAGACGUUUACUUUACUCUUAUUUACCAUUUUUAUGUAUAUCAAUAUGUAAUUUGAAAUUAAUUUGGAAUUUAAAACAAUCAACAGUUAAAAGUACUGUUUCAAAUCAUAAACGAAGUAUUCGUGUCACAUCAUCGGUGAUUAUUAUAUCAGUGUCAUUUCUCGUACUUGUUAUACCUGUCGCUGUUUUAGAACAAUUUGAAUUUUAUUUUUCAAAAUUUAAAUAUUAUGAAUCUCUGUUAUCAAUAUCCUAUUUAUUAAUGUAUUUUAAUCACUCAAUUAGUUUUUUUCUAUUUUUAUUGGGUACACAAUUUAGACAAUCGGUUAAAAAAAUUAUUAUGACACCUAGUGUAGGUAUUGUCAUGGUUGAUACACCAUAUGGAUCAAGAAAAAAUAUCAAUGCCAUUGUGGCUAAAUUUCAAAGUUAG
Didymodactylos carnosus is the source of this 790-nucleotide messenger RNA. The record is from the annotation of a GenBank genome assembly. Lineage: Eukaryota; Metazoa; Rotifera; Eurotatoria; Philodinida; Philodinidae.